Molecule: messenger RNA, 1533 nt
Organism: Colletotrichum higginsianum IMI 349063
Lineage: Eukaryota; Fungi; Ascomycota; Sordariomycetes; Glomerellales; Glomerellaceae
Product: Hexose transporter
Exons: 5
Coding region: 1-1533 (510 amino acids)
Biological process (GO): carbohydrate transport; transmembrane transport
Cellular component (GO): membrane
Molecular function (GO): carbohydrate:proton symporter activity
Source: RefSeq, a predicted model, not a curated record
AUGCUUUUCAGUCUCGGCCGAGGCAAGAGCCUCCAGUUCGGCGUCACGACAUGUUGUUUAAUCGCAUUUGUGCUCUUUGGCUACGAUCAGGGCGUGUUUGGCGGCAUUCUCCAGAUGGAAGACUGGCUAGACCAGUUCAACCACCCGUCCGAUUCAGAAACCGGCAUCAUCGUGUCGUGUUACAACCUGGGAUGUCUUUUCGGCUGCGUUCUCAACUUCAUUUUCGGCGAGCGACUUGGUCGUCGAAAGACGAUCUGGGUCGCCAUGGGGCUUGUCAUCAUCGGUGCCACGCUGCAGGCGACGGCAUACACAGUCCCUCACUUGGUUGUCGGACGCCUCGUGACAGGCUUCGGCACCGGUAUGAAAACCUCGACAGUCCCAAUGUAUCAGUCGGAGCUUUGCGACAAGAAGUACCGGGGCCGACUCGUGUCCGCCGAGACGCUCUUUGUGGGCGUUGGAAUCGUUUUCGCGUACUGGUUUGACUUUGGCAUGUCCUAUGUUGGCGGUCCGGUCGCGUGGCGACUGCCACUCGCAUUUCAAAUCGUCUUCGCCAUCGUCGUCGUCGUCCUGGUCUUCGCUCUCCCCGAAUCUCCCCGAUGGCUGUUCAAGCAUGGCCGUGAGAAGGAAGCAGUCCAGGUUCUCUGUGACGUGUUCGACAAAGACCCCACAGACGAGUACAUUCGAGCCGAGGUCCACGCCAUUCACAACGCCAUCGAGGUCGAGGUCGCCGAGAAGAAGUCGGCCUCUUGGGUCAGCAUCUUCAAGAACGACCGCCUGCGGACCGGCCAUCGUGUCCUCUUGGCAUGGGGCGCUCAGUUCAUGAACCAGAUUGGGGGGAUCAACCUGGUCGUCUACUACAUUCCCUCGGUUCUGGUGCAGAAUGUGGGCAUGACGGCGCACAUGGCCCAGAUCAUCGGAGGAUGCGUGCAGAUGAUGUUCAUGUUCGGCUCCAUCUUGCCUGCACUCGCGCUGGACCGCAUGGGUCGACGCAAGACGAUGAUGUGGGGAAGUGCCGGACUCGGCGUCUGCAUGCUCAUGAUUUCGAUCCUGUUGUCUCGAGUCGGGCUAGCCAACGGCCAGGCGUGCGCUUCAGCGUCGGUGGCAUUCUUUUUCCUCUAUAACCUGAUCUUUGGCAUGGGCAUGAAUUGCGUUCCCUGGGUCGUGGUUCCGGAAAUCCUCCCGCUCCAUGCCCGAACACGCGGCACCGCCGUCGGCAUCAGCUCCAAUUGGUUAUGGAACUUCUUCGUCGUAAUGAUCACUCCGGUCAUCAUCAACCGCCUGCAGUGGAAGGCUUACCUGAUCUUCGUGGUCACCAACUUCGUUUUCGUUCCCGUCAUUUACUUCUUCUACCCCGAGACCAGCAACUUCGGGUUGGAGGAGAUUGACGAGUUCUUCACAUCGGGCGGCAACCCGGUCAAGGUUGCUAAGGAAAUGUCCAAGGCCAUGAAGGCCGGGGUCGAUAGAUCCGGAUGUGAUGCGGAAAAAGUGCCGAGCUCCUUGGAAAAGACCGAGGUGAUGGUGGAGCACAGGUAG